This is a messenger RNA of Aspergillus tubingensis, 705 nucleotides long. Its product is annotated as DJ-1/PfpI family protein. The record is from RefSeq and is a predicted model, not a curated record. The transcript is spliced from 2 exons. The coding region runs from base 1 to 705 and encodes 234 amino acids. NCBI's taxonomy places the organism in Eukaryota, Fungi, Ascomycota, Eurotiomycetes, Eurotiales, Aspergillaceae.
AUGACAGACUCUCCCACAACUACAUCACCACCACCCCUCCGCAUCGGCGUCCUCCUCUUCCCGGGCUUCCAAGCCCUCGACGUCUUCGGCCCCCUCGACGUCCUCAACGUCCUCUCCUGGUCCACCAACACUCCCUCACCCACCUCCCCAUCUCCAACUCCAACCCCACCCAUAUCCCUAACCCUCCUCUCCACCACCCUCAACCCCAUAUCGACCCUCCCCCCCUCCCUCCCCAACGCCCUCUCCCAAUCCAUCCUCCCAACAGCAACCCUCACCUCCUCUCCGCCGCUCGACGUCCUCCUCAUCCCCGGAGGCUGGGGCACUCGCGCCCCGCUCCCCGAACACAUCGAGUACAUCCGCUCCGUCUACCCGUCCCUCAAGUACCUGUUGACCGUGUGUACGGGUGGGAAGUUAGCUGCCAGGGCGGGCGUGCUGGAUGGGAAGAGAGCCACGACGAAUAAGAAUGAUUGGGAGAGUGUGGUUAGGGAUGCUCCCCGCGUGGAGUGGGUGAGGGAGGCGAGGUGGGUGGUUGAUAAGUCUGCUGGGGAGGGUUUAGAGGUGUGGAGUUCGGCUGGUGUGAGUGCCGGUGUGGAUUUGAUGUUUGCUUGGGUGGAGAGUAUUUGGGGGGAAGAGGUCGCGGGGAAGGUUGAGAGGGUGUUGGAGUUUAGGAGGUGGAGGGAGGGGGGGAGGGAUCCGUUUGUUUAG